AGUAAGUUGACAAACUGCAGGAGUUUACCGUGUUGGUGGAUGAAGUUGCGCCAGUGAGAAGCACAGUUAACCAAAGUGGAUGUUUUCUGACUCUAAAGCUUCGUUCUCAAUUCGUUCUCUGCAGCGACUGUGAAGAUCAGUGAUCUGUUUUUCUAUCUGAACAAGUCAGUUUAGUCUAUUGGUGAUGCAGCAUGUGCGUCUGCACUGUUGAAGAAUGGGUCAUUCUUUCUCCUGUUGGUUAAGAGUAGUUUGAAGGAAAUGCUUUCAUGUUUAUGUUUAUUUAUUUGGCAGACGCUUUAUAUCCAAAGCGACUUACAAUUUAUAACCUAUAGGGCAUGUUGUGAUCUGUGGGGGAAACCGGAGUACCCGGAGGAGACCCACGCAUGCAUGAGGAGAACACUUAACUCCACGCAGAAAAGCCGCAGCCGAGUUUCGAACCUGCAACCUUCGUGCUGCGAGGAAACCGUGCUAACAACUGCGGCACCAUGCAGCCGCAGAACUUAAGCCAUGUAAUUAUAUUUAGGUCACAUGACUUUGAGCUCAAGUCGCCAUUUUGCUGCAGCCAGGUGCCUCUCAGCGGCAGCGUUGAAGCUGCCAAUAACACCUAGCUGCAGCUGCAGCAUAGCAGGUAGGUAGCAGCAAGGCGCGUGCGCAACGCGAGUUUACAAACGCGCAUGCGCGAUAUAUAAAGGGUGCCGUGACGUCAUAUAGUCAUAAAGGCGUUGCUCACCUUAACAGUCAGUUGUCUGUCUGUCAGCAACAGAAGUCAGUGGAUCUUUCAUUGGAUAGCAUCGUUUUUUUACAGUCUUGUAGAAAUUCAGAAAUGUCGUCUUUUAAAAUGGAGGAAGGAGCGACUAUUCGAAGUAAAACCAGAAGUUACCAAGUUGAAAAAGUGCUUAAAAUGGAUGAAGGUUUUCCAACUUUGGCCGUUUGCAGAGUAAAGGAAAAUGGAGAAACAGUGACUCUGAAAUGCGCUCAGAGAAAUGUUUCACCUCAGUUUAAACAAGAAGCUAAAGUUUUUUAUUAUCUCAUGCAUCAUAAUCCAGAUGAAAGCAAUAUUAUCAAGUGUGACGAGGUAUUUCAUUUCCAGGACUGGAUUUGCGUUGCACUAGAGAAGCUGGACACAAAUUUGUGGGAUUUCAUGAUAAGCAGAAACCACAAACCUUUAAAAGUUAAGGAAAUUAGAGUGAUCGCAAAGCAAAUGCUUGUUGCUCUAAAUAAGCUAGACAAUUUAUCCUUCACUCAUUUGAAUGUGGGACCAGAAGAUAUUAUGUUAGUGGACCAUGACUCACAGCCGUUCAAGGUAAAACUGAGUGGAUUUGAUUAUGCCAGAAAGACAUCAAAUCUCACAGAGACGGUAAUUCCCAAGACUACUGGUUUCUGCGCCCCAGAGGUUCUCUUGGACUGCCCGCUUAAUAAGACUGUGGAUAUAUGGAGUUUCGGUUGUACGCUCGCGUUCUUGUUUCUGGGGAGGCCCUUAUUUCCAACAAAGUGUAACUAUGAAUAUAUGAGAACUAUUAUAAAGCUCCUCGGUCAGCCUGACCAAAAGUUUCUGGAGCAGGGGCGAUCCGUCCAGCAGUAUUUUACACAGAGUUCUGGUUGGAGGUUUAAAACGCCUGAAGAAUACACGCAGGAUACAGGAAGGACGAUUCAGGACAGCCGUGAAAAUUAUUUUCAUUUAGAGUCUCUGGAUGAAUUAGUCAACCUAGCAAGUGACAUAAAAGAUGAGAGCUUGGUGGCUUUCAUAGAUUUUCUUAAGAUGAUUUUAGCAGUGAACCCAGAGAACAGAGUUUCUUCAGCUGAUGCUCUCAACCACAGAUUCAUCACGAUGGAGUGUAUUUCUGGUUCCAGUUUAAACUCUGUUUCAGAUACACAUGCAGUCUCAACAGGAGGCCAAACCACUGAGAAAGACAGCGUCACAGAGAUGGGAAUUCACGAGUCAGACUCAAACCUGACUAGGUCACCCAGUGACACCGAAUACUCACCUUUAACACUGGAGAGAGGAGGUAAAAUCAUUCACACUUCCGAUGUUUACCAAGUUGUGGGAUUACUUGGAACUGGGUCGUUUGGAAAAGUUUUCAAAUGCAGAAAAGAGGGAACGGAUGAGACGGUAGCAAUGAAAGUAUUUAGAAAAGGAAAUCACUGGCAAGCAAAGAGGGAGGUGAAUUCACAUAACCAGCUCAGUGUUCUGGACUUAGACAAGAACAAUCUGAUCAGACUUAUUGACUCUUUUGUCUACAAGGACUGCUUUUGUCUCACGUUUGAAUGUUUAUACCUAAAUUUGACUGAGCUUAUAAUAAGGAGGUAUGAAGGUUUGGAGGUGAAUGAAAUCAGAUCUAUUGCUCAGCAAGUGUUGCUGGCCCUUCGAGCUCUGAAAAUAAUCGGCAUGACUCACACAGACAUAAAACCAAAUAAUAUUAUGCUGACUGCUCCUCAGGGUCCCCAGUCACUUAAUGUCAAAUUAAUAAAUUUCGGGUCGGCUCGUAAAACAGCUGAAUUAUCAGAGUACUCAGUGAUGCAGAAUGAAAGGUACCGGGCUCCAGAGGUAAUCUUAGGUCUUCCACGUGAUGAAAGUAUAGAUAUGUGGGGGCUUGGGUGUACGUUGGCUUACCUAUAUCAAGCUUCCCAUCUGUUUCCAAAAGAUGAAUACAUAGCAAUGCAUUUUAUUGUUAAACAUUUGGGUCUGCCCGACAAAGAAAUGCUUGAUAAAGGUUGGCGUGCCAGACGCUUUUUGAAAUUAGACAAGAGAAGAACCAAACCUUUUUGGAGGUUAAGAAUAUUUGAGGAAUAUAAACACCCAGUAUGUUGUCAUGCUGCACCAGAAUAUCCUUGUGAUGACUUCCUAACAUUGCCACCAAAUUUGGGAAAUCGUAAUGACAGUUUAAGUUUUAUAGAUCUCGUCAAAAAAAUGCUAGCUGCGAAUCCAGCAGACAGGAUCCUUCCGGAGGAGGCUCUCAACCACCCGUUCAUCACGAUGAAUUAUCUCCCUGGUUCCAGUUUAAGCUCUAAUGUGUCAGAGAUACAUGAAAUACCAACAGGAAGCCUAAUUACUGACCAAGAUAGGGUCACAGAGGUGAAAAUUCACGAGUCAGGUCCAAACUUGACAAAAUCAACCGAUGAAAUGGAAUCCUCAGAUUUAAUAUUGAAGACAGGAGUUAAAAUCUUUCACCAAUCAGAUGCUUACCAAGUUGAGGAAUUACUUGGAACUGGGUCGUUUGGAAACAUUUUUAAAUGCAGAAAAGAGGGAACAGAUGAGACGGUAGCAAUGAAAGUAUUUAGAAAAGGAAAUCACUGGCAAGCAAAGAGGGAGGUGAAUUCACAUAACCAGCUCAGAAUUCUGCAUGCAGACGCGAACAGUCUGAUCAGAUUUAUCGACUCUUUCGUUUACAAAGACUGCUUUUGUCUCACGUUUGAAUGCUUAAAUACAACUUUUGUUGAGUUAUUUAAAGAGACGCGCUUUAAACUUCAAAGGGUGAUUUACCUCAGAACCGUCGGUCAACAGAUGUUGCUGGCCCUUCAAGCCCUGAAAAGCGUCGGCGUGACUCACACAGACAUAAAACCAGAUAAUGUCAUGAUUGCUCAUCUGGAUAACCAGUCUGUUAGGGUCAAAUUGAGUGAUUUCGGGUUGGCUCGUAAGACGGCUGAAUUAUCAGAAUAUUCUGUAAUGCAGACUGAGGGAUACAGGGCUCCAGAGGUUAUCUUGGGUCUUCCACGUGAUGAAAGUAUAGAUAUGUGGGGGCUUGGGUGUAUGCUAGGCUUUCUGUAUCUAGGUAAUCAUCUGUUUCCAGAUGAUGACUACAAAGCUUUGCAGUGUAUUGUUAAGCACAUGGGUCUGCCUGACAAAAAUGCGCUUAAGGAGGGUUGGCGUGUAAGACGCUUUUUCAAAUUUGACAGGCUACAUAAAUGGAGGUUGAAAGAUCCGAAGGAAUAUCAACACAAAUAUGGAAAGAAGAAUUUCAAAAGACAUUCGUUUAAUUUAUUUGAUGAACCUCUUGAUGACUUAGUGCGUCUCAAACCAGCUUGGUCUAAUGCGAAAGGCAAAAAAUUGUUUAUAGACCUUCUUAUAAAAAUGCUAGCUGUGAAUCCAGCAGAUAGAAUCCUUCCGGAGGACGCUCUCAGCCACCCGUUCAUCACAAUGGAGCAUUUUCCUGUUCCAGAUUACCUUAUUAAAUGGAAAGAGGCACAUGAAAUAGCAGAAAGCGAAUUCACUGAUCAAAAUAGGGUCACAGAGGUGGAAAUUCAUGAGUCAGACGUGGACCUGACAAGCUCAACAGAUGAAAUAGAAUCUUCAUCUUUACUUUUGGACGAAGGAGUUAAAAUCAUUAACCAAUCAGAUGUUUACCGAACUGAGAGUUUAAUCGGAUCUGGGUCGUUUGGAACAGUUGUGAAAUGCGCAAAAGAGGGGACAGAUGAGAUGGUAGCAAUAAAAGUAUUCAGUCAGAAGAAAUUAUGUUAUGCUAAGGAGGAGGUGAUUGUACAUAACCAGCUCAGUGUUCUGGACCCCGACAAACACAACCUGAUCAGAUUUAUUGAUAGUUUUGCUUUCGAGGAAAGCUUUUGCCUUGUGUUUGAACUUUUAUAUCUGAGUUUAGCCGACUUAUUAGAACAACCAGAUUAUGAACGUCUGAGUUUUAGUUACAUCAGACCCAUCGCUAAUCAAAUGUUAGUCGCCCUCCAAGCUUUGAAAAGCAUUGGAAUAACUCACACAGACAUAAAACCAGAUAAUAUCAUGCUGGUUCAUCAGAAUCCCCAGUCUGUUAGGGUCAAAUUGAUUGAUUUUGGGAUGGCUCGUAAAACAGCUGAAUUAUCAGAUGAUUCUUUGAUGCAGGCCGAUGGGUACAGGGCUCCAGAGGUUAUCUUGGGUCUUCCACGUGAUGAAGGCAUAGAUAUGUGGGGGCUUGGGUGUACGUUGGCCUUUCUGUAUGCAGGCCAACAACUGUUUUCAGAGAAUGAUUAUGACGCUAUGAGGUGUAUUGCUAGGUGUAUUGGUCUACCUGACACAAAUAUGCUUGAGAAUGGUAAGUAUGUCGAUCGCAUUUUUAAAGUAGACAAGAGCAGCCCUGAUCAUAUUGGGAGGUUUAAAUAUGAAAGUCAAGAAGAAGAAGAAACAGAAUUUUACCCAAAAGACCAAUUUGAUUAUAACGUUUAUAAUUCUCUUUAUGACUUAAUGUUAUUCAUACCACCGGGUGCUACUUACAUAGAACGACAGGACGUAAAAAGUUUUAUAGACCUCCUUCAAGAAAUGCUAGCUGUGAAUCCAGCAAAUAGAAUCCUUCCAGAGGACGCUCUCAACCACACGUUCAUCACAAUGGGGCAUUUUCAUAUUAGCAGUUUUAGCUCUAGUGUGUCAGAGACGGAUGAAAUAUCAGCAGGAAGCCCAACUACUGACCAUGAUAGUGUCACAAAGGUGGAAAUUCACAAGUCGGACACAGACCUGACUGAAUCACGCAGUGACACAGAGUCCUCACCUUUAACAAUGGAGAAAGGAGUUAAAUUAAUUCAUCAGUCAGAUGUUUCCCAAAUUGAUGAAGCCUGUGGAUCUGGGGGAUGUACGCAAGAAGUAAAAUGCAGAAAAGAGGGAACAGAUGAGACAGUAGCAGUAAAAGUCCUUCAAGAAAUGCCAGCUAUGAAUCCAGCAGAUAGAAUCCUUCCAGAAAACGCUCUCAACCACCCGUUCAUCACAGUGGAGCAUUUUCAUAGGAUCAGUUUUAGCUCUAGUGGGUCAGAGAUAGAUGAAAUAUCAACAGGAAGCCCAACUACUGACCAUGAUAGUGUCACAAAGGUGGAAAUUCACAAGUCGGACACAGACCUGACUGAAUCAUGCAGUGACACAGAGUCCUCACCUUUAACACUAGAGAAAGGAGUUAAAUUAAUUCACCCGUCAGAUGUUUCCUGUGGAUCUGGGGGAUGUACGCAAGAAGUAAAAUGCAGAAAAGAGGGAACAGAUGAGACAGUAGCAGUAAAAGUCCUUCAAGAGAUGCCAGCUGUGAAUCUAGCAGAUACAACCCUUCCAGGGGACGCUGUCAUCACAAUUGAGCAUUUUCAUACUGGCAGUUUUAGCUCUAGUGUGUCAGAGACAGAUGAAAUAUCAGCAGGAAGCCCAACUACUGACGAUGAUAGUGUCACAGAGGUGGAAAUUCUCAAGUCAGACUCAGACCUGUCUGAAUCAUGCAGUAACACAGAAUCCCCACCUUUAACACUGGAGAAAGGUGAUAAAUUAAUUAACUCGUCAGAUGUUUACCAAAUUGAGGAAGUCUUUAGAUCUGGGGGAUGUACGCAAGUAGUCAAAUGCAGAAAAGAGGGAACAGAUGAGAUAGUAGCAGUAAAAGUAUUUACAAAACAAAAGAACUGGCAAGCAAUGAAGGAGGUGAAUGCAUACGAUGAUCUCAGUGAUCAGAACUCUGACAAAAACAAAGAGAUCAGAUUAAUGGACACUUUUAUUUACAAGGACUGCUUAUGCCUUGUUUAUGAAUUUUCACCUCAAAGUUUUUGUGAACCAUUAGAAGCACAAACAUCUACAUGUCUAAGUGUGGCUGUCAAGGUCUUCACCUGCGUCUCCCUUAUGGGUCUCCUCGUGUACUCCACGUUCCUCUAUGGAUACUGUAACUAA
Nothobranchius furzeri (turquoise killifish) is the source of this 6610-nucleotide messenger RNA. NCBI's taxonomy places the organism in Eukaryota, Metazoa, Chordata, Actinopteri, Cyprinodontiformes, Nothobranchiidae. The record is from RefSeq and is a predicted model, not a curated record.